AACCCUCGUGCCGUACAGUUUGCGAGGGAGGAGACCGGUUGUUUCUGGCAUCCCCUCUGAAUACAUACAUAUAUACAUACACGUACACGUAUGAUGUAUACGUUUCGCAUACAUGUGUGCGUGCGUGUGCUAUGUAUCCCUCUCCUUCUCCUUCUCCUUCUCCAUCUCUCUCUCUCUCUCUCUCUCUCUCUCUCGAUUUGAUGCCAGUAGCACGAGCGCGCGCUUUCGAACACGACGCGUCGUGUUUGCUGUGAGGGACGAUCAGUCUGUUCUCCACGUUCUCCACGCAAGGACAAUCGUCCGUCGACCGUACUGUUCGAUUCUAAAUCGCGACGUGAACUUUAAUCGGGAAGCAAAUGUGUUUAAUAACUCGUAAAUGACAUGCAUUUAUUUGGUUUACAUGAGAAUCUGCGCUUAUUCUCAUGUAUCGUCGCGAGAUGAAAGUGUGCGGGAUGCCAAUGUGACUGAUGACUCGCGCUUGAAAAUUAAAAAGUUAUCUCUAUAUUUAAACGGUUCAACCCUCUUUUAUUAACGCAAAAGAGUGCGCGAGUAAUAAUACGUUUGGUUUGUUAUGACUCAGUUAGCAUAUUCAAGAUCAUUUUUGUCGUCGCCGCCGCCGCCGCCGCCGUCGCCGUCGUCGUCGUCGUCGUCGUCGUCGUCGUCGUCGUCGUCGUCGUCGUCGUCGUCGUCAUCGUCGUCGUCGUCGUCGUCGUCGUCGUCGUCGUAUCGAUAUUCUGUUCGAUAACCUCGAGAUGAGGCCUCUUUUGGUACUCGCGAUCAUUUGCUUGCUAGCGAAGAUCGUCGAUUGCCGGGCCAUAGAAAAUGAUGAAAAUCGGCGCGGUAAACGACGACAUAGGUUCUCUAUCGAAGAAUUACUCACCAUCAAAUUUUCACAUGUUAUUACCGGAGAUUUGGACAUCGAUAUUUGUAAAGCUGGCGGUUUUCUUGGUGACAUUGCACUGCCAAAUAUUAAAUAUGAUACAGAAUGGCGCGAACAAAAGUUGAAUAAAAGCUACCUGGAAGAAUUAGAGAAAUACAGGGAGGAAAUAUUAAAGGAAGGUCUUCAAGUAGAGGAAGAAGGCCUUACGGAGAUCCUUCAGUUUAAGAGUGAACAUGAUGUUAACAAACAAGUGUUCAAUGAACACAACGAUGCGGUUGUCAAAAAAAAAUCUGAGUCGAUAGAUCGCAAUCAAUAUAGCAUGGGUGGCGAGUCUGAUGGUUUCAGCUUUAACGAUAGGAGCGAUGAUACUAAUCCUGCAGUGAAAAACGAGGGUUUAGUGUUUAGACUGGAAUCCUCGACCCAAGCUUCGAAAAAAAAGUAUUUCGAACGACAAGCUCGUCGACAGAUUUCGAGGACGGUAUUGAUAUCAGAAUCAGUGAAAGCUAGACAUCCGACUCAUGACAUGCCUCUCGAAUUUUCAACCUCUACAGCUUUUACUACCGAGCCCAGUAAAUAUGUAGGUCGUGUAUAUACAGACAACAUCAAGGAAACAUUUAAUGCGCAAACUGAAUUGAAUACGCAAAAUCCAUCGAAUCGACGACGGCGACGUCAUCAUCGUAAAAGAAUUUUAGGAAGACGUUCUCACCAUCAUUGCAAUCGACGAACGCAUGACUUUAUUACCGAUGCAUCGGACGAAGUCAUUUCUGCACACGAUCGACGUCUUCGUUCUAUCGAAUUCUAUAAUAUGGAUCACAAGCCGAAAUUGAUAAACAAGCAUGGCACGAAACACUUUUCAAGCAGAAUACGUCGAGCCGCUACUGCGAGGAAGGAACGAGUAUGGGAUCAUGGGGUCAUUCCCUAUGAGAUUGAUGGAAAUUUUUCUGGUGCACAUAAAGCAUUAUUCAAACAAGCAAUGAGACAUUGGGAAAAUUUUACUUGCGUCAAAUUUGUAGAGAGAGUAUCCAGAGAGCAUCCUAAUUAUAUUCUAUUUACGGAAAGACCUUGCGGAUGCUGUUCUUUUGUCGGAAAAAGAGGUAAUGGACCGCAAGCUAUUAGCAUUGGUAAAAACUGCGAUAAGUUUGGUAUAGUUGUACAUGAAUUAGGUCACGUCGUUGGAUUUUGGCACGAGCAUACUCGACCAGAUCGUGAUCGUCAUGUACAAAUUAUCCGCGAUAAUAUUAUGAGCGGUCAAGAAUACAAUUUUAAUAAAUUGACAGAAGAAGAAGUGAAUUCACUCGGCUUGCCCUAUGAUUAUGACUCCAUCAUGCACUAUGCAAAAAAUACCUUUUCAAAAGGUACUUAUCUGGAUACAAUUUUACCUAUGGAAACUCAUGGAAAAAAGAGACCCGAAAUCGGACAAAGAAUCAGACUAAGCGAAGGCGACAUCGCGCAAACAAAUCUUUUAUAUAAAUGUCAUAAGUGUGGUAGAACAUUUCAGGAGAACAGUGGUAUCUUUGCAUCACCAAACUACCCAAACAAUUCUCCACCUACUGAUGGAGAACGAUGCGAAUGGAGAAUUACGGCUACACAUGGUGAACGUAUCGUCCUAAAUAUCACAUUUCUUGAUAUAUUCAAAAGCAAUUAUUGUCGCAGUGAUUAUCUUGAAAUUCGAGAUGGAUAUUGGCAUAAGAGUCGAGUAUUAGGUCGAUAUUGUGGUAGCGGUAAAAUGCACGAGCCAAUAGUGUCAAGCGGAAGUCGUAUGCUAGUAACAUAUGUGAUAUCUAGCAAGCAAAGUGGUCAUCGUGGCUUCACGGCUAGUUAUGAAGCUGUUUGCGGCGGUGAUGUCGAAUUAGAUGGUAUAGGUCAUUUGGAAUCACCAAAUUAUCCAGAAGAAUAUCAAUCCAGUAAAGAGUGCGUGUGGAAACUGUCCGUACCCCAGGACUAUCAAGUGGCCUUGAAGUUCCAGUCUUUUGAAAUCGAGAACCACGAUAAUUGCGUGUAUGACUACGUUGAAGUGCGUGACGGACAUGACAACGAUUCCCCCUUAAUCGGCGUUUAUUGUGGGUACAAGAUACCACCAGAUAUCAAGUCGGUGGGCAAUAAGCUACUUGUUAAGUUUGUUAGCGACGGUUCCGUACAAAAGGCUGGCUUCUCGGCAACUUUUAUGAAAGAAUUCGAUGAGUGCAUAUUAACGGAUCAUGGUUGCGAGCAUAAUUGUACCAAUACGCUCGGUGGAUAUGAAUGUUCUUGUAAAAUUGGUUACGAGCUACAUUCCGACGGCAAACAUUGCGAAGAUGCAUGUGGUGGAUUUUUUAAUGGUAGUAAUGGCACCAUCACUAGCCCAUCGUUUCCCGAAGCAUAUCCAGGAAAUAAAAAUUGCGUUUGGGAAAUUGUUGCACCAUCUCAAUAUCGCAUUACUUUAAAUUUUACUCAUUUCGAUCUCGAAGGCAAUAAUGUGUAUCAGGAAGAAUGCGAGUAUGAUUCUGUGGAGGUGGCGAGUAAGCUUGGCGACGAUGUUCUCAGAAAGCAUGGAAUAUUUUGCGGUGCUCGGUUACCGUCACUAAUAACAUCCGAGGGAAAUUUCAUGAGAAUUACUUUCACAUCUGAUAACAGGUUUUAUUUUAUCGUCCAAAAAUCAGGAUUUGCUGCCAUAUUUUUUACGGAUAUGGAUGAGUGUGCCAGUAACAAUGGAGGGUGCCAGCACGAGUGCAAAAACACAAUAGGUUCUUAUCAAUGCUCUUGCCACAAUGGUUUUACACUUCAUGAAAAUGGUCAUGAUUGCAAAGAAGGUGGUUGCAAAUACGAAAUUAUUGCACCCGUGGGAACAAUUACUUCACCAAACUAUCCGGAUUAUUAUCCUGGUCGUAAAGAUUGCGUCUGGCAUUUUACUACGAAACCAGGCCAUCGAAUAAAAUUGGUCUUUAAAGUUUUUGAAAUGGAAUCGCAUCAAGAAUGUGCAUAUGAUCAUAUUGUUAUUUACGAUGGAGAUUCGCCAGAUAGUCUUACCUUAGGUAGAUUUUGUGGUACUAAAGAACCGCAUCCAAUUCUUGCAACUGGUAAUCAAAUGUACAUGGUCUUUAAGAGUGACGCUUCCGUGCAAAGAAAAGGAUUUUUAGCGACCCAUAGUACAGCUUGUGGUGGUCAUCUUAUGGCAACAGAUAGAGUGAAGCACUUAUAUUCUCAUGCUAAAUAUGGUUAUCAUAAUUAUGAUCACAAUACAGAUUGUGACUGGAUAAUAGAAGCACCACUUGGCAAAAAUGUUCAUUUAUCUUUUCAUUCAUUCCAACUCGAAUAUGAAACUGAAUGUGGAUAUGACUUUGUUGAAGUGUUCUCCGGUUUAGAUGUUUCCAGUCCUCCAUAUGGGAGAUUUUGCGGUAAUUCUAAUACCACAGAUUUUAUUUCUAUGAACGAAGCGCUACUGGUAAGGUUUAGAACGGAUGAUACAAUUUCGAGCAAAGGUUUCAUAGCCAUAUUUGUAGCAAUCGAUCGACAGGAUAGUGAGGAAAAUUUCGGUGGUGAAGAUGAUGAAGAACAAAAUCUUUGAUUUUUAGCUCGAUUGUUUAAUGAGUUAAAAUAAGUGAAUUCUGAGUUGACUAUUUUUGCAAAAAGUACUAGUUUUAUUACAAUAUUACACGUAUAUUUUUCUAUAUAUGUUAGAUGAAAUUUUCAUCAAUGUGAUAGAAACCACGUUGUUUUUUUUAAGGAUAUACAACAUUGAAUAAAAUAUAAAAAAAUCGGCCUGAUCGGAGCUUGAAAUAAAUCUGUUUCAAGUAAUAAUCUAAUGUGAUGUGAAUUAUUGAUUAAAUAUGAAUGUGAUGUGAAUUAUUGAUUAAAUAUGAAGUAAUAUUUUCCAUAAUAUGGGGUUAAUAACUAAAUAUAUCACGUGAUGACGCACACAUCGCAUUCUAUAAGAUUUAAAUCUUAAUACAUCGAUUUAUGUGUGUAGUGUUAUUUCUUGAGUCAUAUUAAAGCAACAGACAAGUAUACUCUAUAAAAUAUGUACGAUAUUGUAAUUUCAAUUGCGAAAGUUUGACAAUUGUGACGAUUAUAACGACGACAUAUUUUUUUUAGUUUUUCGCUCGUGCCUCAUGGCAUUUAAAUUAUAAUAUAAGGAAAAUAAAAAGCAAACUAUUCUAUCAAGUAAUAAUUUUAUCGUCACUAAAAAAGCUCCCGUUAAAACUGUAUAUUUAACAAUAAGUUAAUGUAUUUAAGUUUAGUCAACGAAAUAAUUAAUGUGGCAUUAAACAAUUUCUGCAUUUAGAAAAGAAUUAUCAUAUUUGUCUUAAAGUAUAUGUACACUGUAGAUUUUUUAAGCUAGAGCUGGAGCGUGUUAUUUGGAGUCUAGAUAUAUAAACAGAACCUAGAACGUUUUAGCAGGAUGCAAUCUAAGCUCUAAUUAGAGUCGAUAAGAUACAUCUAAGAACAUGUAAUGUAUACAGCCAUCUGAUAUUUUAGACUGCUCUAAGUCUAUUUAUCCAGACAAACAGAUUUCACUUUACUAAAUUUGCUUUUAUCAUGUUUCAUAUGAAAACAUUCAAUAAGUGUUGCAUGGGACAGGAAUAAAACAUUAAAGUUAUUAAAAUUUUAAUGUUUAAAAACAAAUGUUGAAAAAUCACUUUCCUUAGAUAAGUGUUUUAUUUUUUUAUAUUCAGAGACAGAGAUGCGAAUUGCAGUAAAAAUUUGAAAUCUUAAUGAGAUAUACGUAUAAAAUUCAUGAUACGAAUUUAUCUGUCUUUAGCAAACAAUUUUUUUGUUAAUUUAGCAUCAGAACCUUCUUAUUUUCUUCUAACAAUUCAUAUCCUCCUUUUCGAUUUUCAUUUCUUCUUUUUUAACGAUAAAAUUACAAUUACAGCAACAAUAAUAUAUCUAUUUAUAAUGUGACUAAAUACAAAUACAAAGUUUAGAGAUUUCAUUUCUAAACUUUUUCUCUCGCUCCGGCAUAGAAUGUAGAGUGAAAGUGAUGUAAACGGAAGCUAGAUU
Messenger RNA from Camponotus floridanus (Florida carpenter ant), 5860 nucleotides. RefSeq names its product tolloid-like protein 2 (gene tok). The transcript has 15 exons. Gene Ontology annotation, biological process: proteolysis. The record is from RefSeq and is a predicted model, not a curated record. The coding region runs from base 753 to 4424 and encodes 1223 amino acids. Gene Ontology annotation, molecular function: metalloendopeptidase activity; calcium ion binding; zinc ion binding. NCBI's taxonomy places the organism in Eukaryota, Metazoa, Arthropoda, Insecta, Hymenoptera, Formicidae.